CGACGGAGUACGUAAAGUAAAAACAAUUCCUUUAAAUGCGCAGUUAGUCCCUCUAAUACCAUAGUGAGUCGAUUGAUUGCUGUGUGGACAGAUAGCGUUGUAGUAGUUAUUAAUUAUUUAAUAAUUUACAUAUCAUGCGCUUAAUAUAUUUGCUAUUUUGUACGACAUACAGCGGAAAAAAUAAUGUAGAUUUAUAUAUUUACUCGAAUAACGAACGUAAUCAAUUUCACUCCCCUUUGUUCAAACUUUAGGCUUAUAUAACUUUUAUGAUCAUGCCAUUCUUUGCGGUGCGGUACAGGCAUGGAUUUUAAUAUUGCAAAUAUGAAUAUACAGUUAAAUAUUGAAUGUGUAAUGUACGGGGCGCGGUUGGUUGGUGUACAGUGAUGGCUAGUCGUGGUAGUAGUCGUGUUGACAAUGUGUUCGCGAGAGUGAUCCAUGGCUAACUCUGCGGACUUGGGCCACCUCGCCGCCAGCCUGCUCCGGCUCAUUAUAGUGACUAAGUUCAUACGGAUCGGCAUAGCAGAUAAGAAUGACAACCCGCCGUACUUCGACAAGGAGCUGUACGAGGCUGAAGUCGACGAAAAUGAAGACAUUCAGCACACGGUCCUCACGGUCACCGCCAAAGACCACGACGAAUCAUCGCGUAUUCGAUACGAGAUCACGAGCGGGAACAUAGGUGGCGCCUUUGCAGUCAAAAACAUGACAGGCGCGAUCUACGUGGCGGGUGCACUUGACUACGAAACUAGGAAACGGUACGAGCUCAAGUUAGCAGCGUCGGAUAACCUGAAGGAAAACUACACAACAGUGGUGAUUCAUGUGAAAGACGUGAAUGACAACCCGCCUGUAUUUGAGAGGCCCACGUAUCGCACCCAGAUCACCGAGGAAGAUGACCGCAACUUGCCCAAACGCGUGUUACAGGUGACGGCAACUGAUGGCGACAAAGAUAGACAGCAGAACAUCGUGUAUUUCCUCACUGGACAAGGCAUCGACCCAGAUAACCCUGCUAAUAGCAAAUUUGAUAUUAACCGCACCACAGGAGAAAUUUUCGUUCUCAAACCUUUAGAUCGUGACCAACCUAAUGGAAGGCCCCAAUGGAGGUUUACUGUAUUUGCUCAAGACGAAGGAGGUGAAGGUUUAGUAGGAUACGCGGAUGUUCAAGUCAAUCUCAAAGACAUUAAUGAUAAUGCGCCCAUUUUCCCUCAAGGGGUUUACUUCGGUAAUGUCACAGAAAAUGGCACAGCUGGUAUGGUUGUUAUGACAAUGACCGCUAUUGACUACGACGAUCCAGCUGAAAGUAGUAAUGCUAAAUUGUGGUACUCUAUUGAGAAAAAUGUUAUUGAAGAAGAAACUGGUUCGCCUAUAUUCGAAAUUGAACCAGAGACAGGUGUAAUAAAAACUGCCGUGUGUUGUUUAGAUCGCGAAAGGACGCCAGAUUAUUCUAUACAAAUUGUAGCAUCGGAUGGAGGGGGGUUAAAAGGAACUGGUACAGCAUCUAUAAGAGUAAAAGAUAUAAAUGAUAUGCCACCACAAUUUACAAAAGAUGAAUGGUUUACAGAAGUAGACGAAACUGAUGGUACCAAUUUACCAGAAAUGCCUAUUCUUACAGUGACUGUUCAUGAUGAAGAUGAAACUAAUAAAUUUCAAUAUAAAGUUAUAGAAAAUAGUGGUUAUGGUGCUGAUAAAUUUACUAUGGUUAGAAAUAAUGAUGGCACUGGCUCUUUAAAAAUAGUACAGCCGUUAGACUACGAAGACCAAUUACAAAGUAAUGGUUUCCGAUUUAGAAUACAAGUUAAUGAUAAAGGAGAAGAUAAUGACAACGACAAAUAUCACGUAGCAUAUUCAUGGGUGGUAGUUAAGCUUAGAGAUAUAAAUGACAAUAAACCACAAUUUGAAAGAGCGAAUAUAGAAGUGUCAGUCUAUGAAAAUGCAGAAGUUGGUAAGAGUUUAGAAACGUUUAAAGCUACUGAUCCUGAUCAAGGCGGCAAAAGUAAAGUAUCAUAUGCUAUCGACAGAUCUUCAGAUCGAAAACGACAAUUUUCAAUAAAUCAGGAAGGUACUGUAAGUAUACAAAGAUCUUUAGAUAGAGAAGAUACACCUCGACAUCAAGUAAAAAUUUUAGCUAUAGACGACGGAGUUCCCCCAAGAACAGCUACAGCAACUCUUACAGUAAUUGUUCAAGAUAUAAAUGACAAUGCACCAACAUUCUUGAAGGAUUAUAGACCUGUAUUGACGGAACAUAUUACUCCGAAAAAAGUAGCAGAAAUUUUAGCUACAGAUGACGAUGAUAGAUCAAAAAGUAAUGGCCCACCUUUCCAGUUCCGAUUGGAUCCAGGCGCAGACGAUAUAAUCCGUGCUUCUUUCAAAGUAGAACAAGAUCAAAAAGGUGCCAAUGGUGAUGGAAUGGCAAUAAUUUCGUCUUUAAGAUCAUUUGAUAGAGAACAGCAAAAGGAAUAUCGUAUCCCCAUCAUUAUUAAAGACCACGGAAACCCAGCUAUGACCGGAACAAGCACACUUACAGUUAUAAUCGGUGACGUUAACGAUAACAAAAUGCAACCGGGCUCAAAAGAAAUUCUUGUAUAUAACUAUCAAGGUCAAGCACCAGAUACUGAAAUCGGUAGAGUGUAUGUAUAUGAUCUUGAUGACUGGGAUUUACCAGAUAAGAAAUUCUUUUGGGAAAGUACAGAACAUCCUAACUUUACGUUAAAUGAAGAAACUGGUAUGAUACAAAUGAAACAUAAAACAAAAGAAGGAAGAUAUAACUUAAAAUUCAAGGUUUAUGACAGAAAGCAUACUCAAACAGAUGUCCCAGCAAAUGUAACAGUAUAUGUUAAGGAAAUAUCUCACGAAGCUCUAAUGAAUUCAGGAUCAAUACGAAUAUCUGGUAUAUCAGACGAAGAUUUUAUUAGAGUAUGGAAUUAUAAAACGCUUAGCGAUUCCAGAAGUAAAUUAGAAAUAUUUAAAGAUAAAUUAGCAGAUUUGCUCAAUACCGAACGUGAAAAUAUUGAUGUAUUUAGUGUACAACUCCGAAAGAAACACCCGCCUGUUACAGAUGUAAGAUUUUCAGCACACGGUGCUCAUUACUACAAACCAAUUAGAUUAAAUGGUAUAGUCUUAAUGCAUAGAGAAGAGAUAGAAAGAUCUGUGGGCAUCAAUAUCACCAUGGUAGGCAUUGAUGAGUGCAUCUAUGAAAAUCAAAUGUGUGAGGGUUCCUGUACUAAUGUGCUUGAUAUCAGUAAUUUACCAUAUAUGGUUAAUGCUAACAAAACUGCUCUGGUUGGAGUAAGAGUUGACGUAAUUGCUGAGUGUACAUGCGGAGCUAGAAAUUUCACUCAAGCAGAAACAUGUCGUAAUUCACCAUGUUAUAAUGGGGGUAGAUGUAUUGAAGGCAAAUAUGGUCUAACAUGUUCAUGCCCACCUGGUUAUACAGGGCCACGGUGUCAACAAACAUCGAGAAGUUUUAGAGGCACAGGCUGGGCAUGGUAUCCUGCUUUAGAAAUGUGUGACAAUUCUCAUUUGAGCUUUGAAUUUAUAACACGAAAAUCGGAAGGUGUGUUACUCUACAAUGGGCCUAUAGUGCCACCUGAGCCUGAUGAAAUAAUGGUAUCUGAUUUCAUAUCAGUAGAAUUAGAAAGAGGAAAUCCCAGGUUGUUAAUUGAUUUUGGUUCGGGCACAUUGGAACUUAGAGUCAAAACCAAAAAGUCCUUGGACGAUGGUGAGUGGCAUAGGAUAGACAUAUUUUGGGACACUGAAAAUGUCAGAAUGAUCGUUGAUUUUUGUAAAUCUGCCGAUAUACAAGAAAUGGAAGAUGGUACUCCUCCAGAAUUUGAUGAUUCAACAUGCCAAGCUACAGGAACGAUACCUCCAUUUAAUGAAUACCUAAAUGUUAAUGCCCCGCUACAGAUAGGUGGUCUAUAUAUUGAACAUUUUGAUCCCACACAUUAUCACUGGCAAUACAUGCCUAUAGGAAAAGGUUUUGAUGGAUGUAUACGAAACUUGAUUCAUAAUAGCAAGCUAUAUGAUUUAGCUCACCCUGGGUUAUCGAGAAAUUCUGUUGCUGGUUGCCCGCAGACCGAAGAAAUUUGCAAUCAAGCGGACACUACAUCAAGAUGUUGGGAACACGGUACAUGUGUUGGGAGCUUUUCUGAAGCAAGAUGUCAAUGUCAACCCGGUUGGACAGGACCGUCAUGUAAUUUACCGACAACGCCGACUAGUUUCAGGCCACAAAGCUAUGUUAAAUUUGCAUUAAGUUUUGAACCAGACAGAUUUAGUACACAAAUACAGUUACGAUUCCGCACUCGUGAACCUCAUGGUGAACUAUUUAGAGUAAGCGACCAACAUAAUAGAGAAUAUGGAAUACUUGAGGUGAAGGAAUCUCGAUUACACUUCAGGUUUAAUCUAAACUCUUUGCGAACUGAAGAGCGCGACGUAUGGUUAAAUUCUGUUCCUGUCGAUGAUGGCCAAUGGCAUAUAGCUCGCGUUAGUCGAUAUGGAAGUGCAGCAACCUUAGAAAUUGAUGGCGGGGAAGGAAGGAGAUACAACGAGACUUUUACCUUUGAAGGCCAUCAAUGGCUAUUAGUAGAUAAACAAGAAGGUGUAUAUGCCGGUGGAAAAGCGGAAUAUACAGGUGUCAGGACAUUUGAAGUAUACGCUGAUUUUCAAAAAGGUUGUUUAGAUGAUAUCAGGCUAGAAGGCAAACAUUUACCUUUACCUCCAGCAAUGAAUGGUACCCAAUGGGGACAAGCAACUAUGGCUAGAAAUCUUGAUCGAAACUGCCCGUCUAAUAGUCCAUGCAUCAACGUCCAUUGCACAGAGCCUUUCGUAUGUGUCGAUCUAUGGAAUGAAUAUGAAUGCACGUGUCCGGGUGGAUCGACUCGCGCGUCCGGAACUUGCGUCAACAUAAACGAGUGCCUGAUGAGUCCAUGCCGCAACGGGGGCUCUUGCAUCGACCGCGAGCCUUCGCGCCGCUACGACUGUGUUUGCGCGUUCGGCUACACCGGCCACGACUGCGAACUGGAGUUGCUUGCCUCAGGAAUCAUCACACCAUCCAGGGAUUUCAUAAUAGCUAUCAUUGUCUGUUUAUUUUUGCUUUUAGUACUUGUGCUCGUGUUCGUGGUUUACAACCGGCGUCGUGAAGCCCACAUCAAGUAUCCGGGUCCUGAUGAUGAUGUACGUGAAAAUAUCAUCAACUACGAUGACGAGGGAGGUGGCGAAGAUGAUAUGACAGCCUUCGAUAUCACCCCACUUCAGAUACCAAUCGGUGGCCCCUUACCCGAUCAUGCACCUGCAAAAUUACCAUAUCCGUUGAUGGGUGUCGGACUUGGAGUGGGGCCCAUGGGAGUGGGAGUGGCGCCAGGAGUAGGAGUUCCUUUGCCAGGGGAGACAAACGUCGGAAUGUUCAUCGAGGAGCACAAACGACGCGCGGACAGCGACCCCAACGCGCCCCCUUUCGACGAUCUACGCAACUACGCCUAUGAAGGCGGCGGCAGCACAGCCGGCUCAUUAUCUUCGCUCGCAUCUGGUACCGACGAUGAAGUGCACGAGUAUGACUACCUUGGCGCGUGGGGCCCGCGCUUCGACAAGCUCGCCGACUUGUACGGCCCUGAGCUUGACGAGCAACUGUAGGCGAUCGCUCCAUACCCCAGCCGUCGCGAACUAGGCGACGUAAUUUAGUCAAUUGUCUCCCACUAUCCUACCCUCUAAGCCACUCUAAGCCUGCUAUCUCGGCCGCGGCACUCCUUCGUGAGGCCGCUAAGUUUAAUUUUGUAAAUAAACAAACGGGACGACUACAACGCUCGACACGACUUGUAAUUCUUAUCAAUUUUAUACGACUUUAUUUGUAGUAGAAAAUAUGUUUAGCUUAAGUACCUACUCAUUUAAGAUACUUAUAUAUAUAUUUAAUUGCGUAAUUUUUAUAAAGUUUAAACAUAUAUCUCCACCAAAUAUUUGAUAUAAGUUUUUAUUCGAUUUAGCCAUAUUAUGAGUCAGUAUUUUAUUGGGAAGUUAAUGAGAUAAGCGGAUUUGUGCUGAAGGGCCAGAAGUGAAUCUGAACGUGGGUGUUUGUAGAUAGUGUGCUAUAAAUGUGAAUAAUUUAUACGAGUAUUUUGUAAGUCCACAGCUUUACGUGAUAUCACAUAAUAUUUGGCCCUUCCGCAUAAAAUCAUUUAAUAUGAAAGAAUAUGUUAUAUUUUAUAAUAACAUAACUAUAAAAUUAGAUAAAAUGUCCGUUUGGAUAUCGAGUUUGUAAUGCUCAUUCAAAAUGUGAAAUGUAUGUAAAUGGGGUAUGUAAAUACAAUAAUAACGAAACAGCUACCCCUAUUAACUUAAUUAAGUAUAAUUUAUUGUAAUAAGUAAUUCAACUCUAUGUUAAGUGAACUGUACAGUAACUGGUGUUCCUCUCCUAAUGUCUCCGUGUAGUGCUAGCUAAUUAGAAUUAUCUGGGAGCGAUUACGGUCUACUCAUAACUGUAGGUAAAUAAUUAUAUAAAUAGUCGUGGAUCAUGAAUAUUUUCAGUUGUGAUGCGGGUUUGUAUGUGGCAGUGUAAAUGCGACUUAUGAAUGCACGUGUGUAUGACUAGUUGUAUGUAUGGAUAUGUUUGUGUAUGUGUGUGUGUGUGUGUUUGUGUGUGUGUGUAUGUAUGUGGAUGUGUGUGUGUGUGUGUGUGUAUGUAUGUGGAUAUGUGUGUGUGUGUGUGUGUGUGUGUGUGUGUGUGUCUGUCUGUGUAUGUAUGUUCGUGUGUGUGUGUGUGUGUCUGUGUGUGUGUGUGUGUAUUUGCGUGUGUGUGUGUGUCGCAGAUCUUUCGAGAUACCGCGUUGAUAUGAAUGGAGGGACUGUGCCAAUUUAUUAGCAUUAUCGAUGCAGCUAAUGACGGUAGAGGUAAGUGUUUGCACUUUAUUUAUUCGUAUGUUUAAAUAUAAAUUUAGUCGCACCUAGGAAAAUAUCAAUAACUUAUUAAGAGUGUUGUGCUAGAAUAGUAUUCUACCGAUUUUGACGUGAGAUAGCUGUUGAGACCAUUAGAAGUCACUAAUUUAUAAAAAAAAUAAUUUUUAAGGAUUUAUAGUAAAAAUAAUUUAAAUAAACAAAGGUUUCAGGCACUGUCUCACUUCGACAUCGAAUUACGAUCAGUGUACAUUCUAGAAUACACUGAAUUGCGUUAAAUGACUGAUUUAAUUAUGCGUUUGAAAGCCUAAGAUUUUGUAGAUUCGGUUAUUUAAUUAUAGACUUGAAAUACCUUAUUCUAAGGUCACCCACUAGUUUGCACUAAAGACAAAUAUUUAUUCAAAUACAUCAAUAUUAAAGCAAUUCUCGUUAAUUAUUAUUCAUAUAAGUAGACAUUUAAUACCUAGUUAGUCACGGUUUUCAUUACCAUUUAAGUUUCAUUAAAUAUCAUUACACUGCCAGUAUCAUAUAUAUAUAUAAAGACGAAUUACGAUAGUUGUUUGGUCCGUUUUUUAUAUUUCAGUCUAUACAACACAUUAUAUUGUAAGUUUUUGGACUCUUUAUAAAUGAUACUUUUCCACAACACUGUCGUUUCACUAUGAAACUUCGACUCCGAUACACGAUAAGCUCUGCGGUAUUUUUCAAUGUGUACUUUCAUUUUUAGGUCCCGCUUUAUAAAUGUUAAAAGUAGAUUACAUAAAUAAUUAUAUACUUACAGGUCAAUAAUAUCUAGAUAGAGCGUAUACAACAGCUUUUGUUAUAAAUCUUAUAAUUUAUGACCAUAUUAUUUUAUCAAUAUUAGUGUUUGUACACUCAAUCAAAAGGUUUUAAACACUCAGUAUAAAAAUCUAGAUAUAAUAUAUAAUCAAUCUAUGUAAAAUACUUUCUAUUUAUUCAUAAACGUCAUCCACAUGAUACCGUGACUCGACGUAUCUUCGCUUCUGUGAAGUUAAUUAGAAAAUUUAUAUAAUUGUAAUUUAUCUACUACAAUAAUUAGAGGGGGACCCUUCAUAACAAUUUGUAUCUUAAUCUUCCAAUUCCGCACCCAACUGUUAUAUCUUCGCAUUAUAUCACUAUAGCAAAUUGGUUGUUUUUUGUAAAACUUGUACCAAAAAUUGCGAUAAGUUAUAGGAUGGUAACAGCUGCGAAUUGCCAAUACCGCGAGAUUCGGCUGCUUACUGUUCGAUUGUUAACACUGCGCUACAAAUAGGUCGUACAUUACUUUAAUGUAAUUUAUAAAUCAAUAUCAGUAAUUUUCGAUAUUUCAAUGAAUUGAUACGACACAGUAAUAUAUUACAUAUUUUUUACUUAAGUAAUUUGCUGUAGUCGAAUUGUUAGAAUGGAUAUAUUAAACUUGACCGUAAGGUACCAAAGUUCAUCUGUAUAUUUGUUGUUGAUCAUUUUAUAAUAAUUAUGAUUAAAUACUAUUUGUAUCCUGCGACUUUAUUUGCGUAAAUUAGAAUGAGUCUCUAGUAUGUUAAUCUAGCGUAUUAUGGUUUAUCCUUUUACCAAAUUUCAUUCAAAUUCGUUCUGAUGUUUAAACGUGACGAAUAAUCAUCCAAAAAUCUAUAUAAACAUUUAUAUUUAUCAUAUUGGUAGGAUUUAUUUCAAUGCAGUGUUAACAUCCAAAUGUAAGAUUAAUCUCGAUGGAAUAAGAUCCAUUGUUAUUAAGCUAUUUUGUAGUUAUUACCAUCUUUAUACACGUACACUAAAAGAGCCAGCAGAGCACACAACCCCAGUACAAAUAAUAAACAGGUGUGACCAGAAGGCGCCGCGCCGGCGCACUGUUUAUUUUCAUUUAGACAUUAAUUAAUUACCUACCAUAUAGUUAUGUUUUGUUUAAACUGUGAUUAUUUAGAAAUACAACUCUGAUGAUUACAUAAAAGAAUGAAUAAAAAUAUUAAAAAAAAAA
Molecule: messenger RNA, 8848 nt
Organism: Galleria mellonella (greater wax moth)
Lineage: Eukaryota; Metazoa; Arthropoda; Insecta; Lepidoptera; Pyralidae
Product: neural-cadherin-like
Exons: 10
Coding region: 436-5622 (1728 amino acids)
Biological process (GO): homophilic cell-cell adhesion
Cellular component (GO): plasma membrane; catenin complex
Molecular function (GO): calcium ion binding; cadherin binding
Source: RefSeq, a predicted model, not a curated record